This is a messenger RNA of Nilaparvata lugens (brown planthopper), 5252 nucleotides long. RefSeq names its product NACHT and WD repeat domain-containing protein 2. Bases 118 to 5097 code for a protein of 1659 amino acids. Gene Ontology annotation, molecular function: protein binding. The transcript is spliced from 28 exons. The record is from RefSeq and is a predicted model, not a curated record. NCBI's taxonomy places the organism in Eukaryota, Metazoa, Arthropoda, Insecta, Hemiptera, Delphacidae.
UCUCAUCUCAACAUUGGCUGACAGAAUGGUGCCUACUGGGAAAACAAUGCUAUACCGUUUGCAGAUUCCCUUCUAGAGAAAGACUUAGAAUUUAUUGGAUAAAAUUGGUGAAGCAAUAUGGACGACCGAACAGUGGAUUUGAUAUUUCUCGGCUCACUCGAGAGUCUGCCACCUGUUAGCUCCAAAAUUGUGCGCAUAUUCACGAGUUCGACUUUCACAGAUACAACAAUGGAGAGAAAUACUCUGAUGGCACAGUGUUAUCCGAAAAUCAAGGACUACUGUCGUGAAAAACACGGCUUGGAGUUCCAGGUAGUGGACAUGAGAUGGGGAGUGAGAGAUGAAGCCACCGACGAUCACAUGACUACAGAACUAUGCAUGAGGGAAAUCCAGAACUGUCAACGUUUAUCAAUGGGUCCUAACUUUGUGGUAUUUCUGGGUCAGAAGUAUGGCUACCGUCCUAUCCCCACCUACAUCCUCAGCUCAGAACUGCAGAUGCUCCGGGACGAGUUGGCCAACGGUGGUACGGAUGUCACCCUACUGGACAUGUGGUACAGGAAGGAUAGCAAUGCAGUGCCGCCCAUAUCAGUGUUGCAGCCCAUAUCGUCCAUUCUGAUCAACUUUAAUAACAAGAGGAUUCCGAAGCUACAGCAGCAUGACCAAGCAGUAUGGUGGGACACUCUUGGAAAAAUGCAAAAGCUUCUGAGAAAAGCUGCCGCCCAGCUGUUUAACGCUGGCAAAAUUCCAAAGGAUAUUAUGCACAACUACUUCAUGUCAGUGACAGAGAGAGAAGUGAUAAACGGAGUUCUGAAUGUGAAGAACACGAAGAACCAUUGCCUGGCCUAUGUGCGCUACAUAAACAACAUCAAUCUUCAGAAUCUGAAGAAGGCUUCACUGUUUCUGGACAUAAUGAAUCGAAGCGUGGACAUUGAGGCCUCCCGACUGCUCGCCAAUUUGAGAGAUGAAAGACUGACUGCCAAGAUAGAAGCUAGCAACUAUCAAAGGUACACGAUAGAAUGGAUCGGGCGUGAAGGCUUGGACCCAGAGACACACGAAGAGUAUUUGCAGCAUUUUAUCACACAUUUCUACAAGAAUAUAGUGAAACUGGUGGACCGCGCCAUGAGAAAGGAGGACUCUUCACCACAGGGACAAAUUGUCACUGAAAUCCUGCAACAUCUGCAUGCGUGCAACAAUUCUGUCAAGGUAUUCUACGGCAGAGAAGAGGAACUGAUCCGCAUCGAGCAGUACAUGAAAGGGUUGUCAGACAAACCCCUGGUGUUGUACGGUGAGGGAGGUUGUGGCAAGACAUCCCUGCUGGCAAUGUCGGCCGGCCUCAGUUCGACCAAGUGGUUCGCGGGUGCCAAACCAAUCUGCAUCAUCAGAUUCCUGGGCACCACACCUGACAGCUCGGCCCUCACGCCCACCCUCAUAUCCAUCUGUCAACAGAUCUCUUACAACUACAUGCUGCCGUUCGAGGACAUUCCGGAUGACCUGGUGCCUCUGACGGCGCACUUCAAGCACCUGCUGACCAUUGCCACCCCCCACCAGCCCCUCAUCCUCUUCCUCGACUCGGUCGACCAGAUGACCGGCGCCCAGGACUCCAACAAUGUGUCAUGGCUGCCCACCCGGUUGCCGCCCAACUGCAAGGUAUCACCACAGAUGUGGAUGAAGACGGGGCACCGAGAUUUGACCAACUACCAGUGGCGUCUUGUGGCCAACGCAAUAGACAAAUGUUCGCUGCCCAUUUUCGUCAAACUGGUCUUCGCCGAGAUCUGCAGAUGGCGCAGUUACACCAAGCCUCAGGACACGCAUCUCGCAUCUACCGUCAUGGACUCUAUCAUGCUGCUCUUCGAACGGGUCGAGAAACAGCACGGCCGACUACUAGUGUUCCACGCGCUGGCCUACAUCACAGCGGCCAAGUCGGGUCUGUCGGAGUCUGAGCUGGAGGAUCUGAUCUCCCUGGACGACAAGGUGUUGGAUGACGUCUAUCAGUACCACAUGCCUCCCGUGAGGCGCAUCCCGCCCCUGCUCUGGACCCGCAUACGCAACGAUCUGCCAAACUACCUCAGCGAACGCGAGGCCGACGGAGUCAGUGUGCUCAACUGGUAUCACAGACAAUUCCGAGACACGGCCAAGGAGCGUUACUUCAAGAAUGUGAAUAUGGCGCUUUACUUCCAUUCUUCGAUUGCUGACUAUUUCCUGGGCAUAUGGGGAGGUGGAGUUCCUAAACCGUUCAAGUACACUGAGAUACAGAGACACAGAUUCAACUUGGCUGAUAAAGAGGGAUCAGCUGACAGGAAAGUGCCAGUCCAGCCGCUAGUGUUCUACUCAAAGGAUGGGAAAGUCACCAGAUACAAUCUGAGAAAAUUUGGCGAAAUGCCAUUUCACUUGGUGCGUUCGCGUCGUUUCAAGGACUUGUAUGAGAAUGUACUGUUUAACUACAAGUGGCUACAUGCCAAGCUGUCCUCGUGCCCCCUGCAAGCGGUGCUCAGUGACUUCGAAGACGCAUGCGCCAAUAUUGAUGACCGUGAAGCUACUAGGGAGCUAAUGCUAGUGGCAGAUGCACUUCGCCUUGGGGGGGCCAUUCUCAGUGUGUACCCUGACAUGUUGGCCCCUCAGCUGGUGGGGCGUCUGCUGCCUGAGAUAGGCACCAACCCCAAUGUGAAGAUGCUGCUGCAACAGUGCGACCAAUUCGGCCCGGAGAACUGCGCCCUUCUGCCAUUCUUCCACUGUCUGCAUACGCCUGGCGGACCCCUCAAGUACUCGCUGGAAGGCCACCAGUUUGCCGUCUUUGACUUCCGUAUGACGGACGACUAUCGCUACAUCGUGUCCAUCUCCAACAAGUUCAUCACGUGGGAUCUGUCGACGAGCGACCUGACGCGUGACGUCAACCCUGGCCUCGAGGGCAUCAUGCAGCGUCUGUGUCUCUCACCCGACAACCGGUUUGCUGCCGCCUUCACCAAUAACAAUCAGACGGUACUGCUGAACAUGCUGACCAGUGAGUAUGUGAUCCUGGACAAUCCACUUCCAGAUGACGAGGAGGUGGUCGGCCAUUUUUUGCUCAAUUCGCACCUAUUCAUCCACGGCCAUGCCAACUGGUGUCGAUUUGACAUGCGCGGCAAUCUGGAAGCCAGGACACCAAGCCCUGAGAACCCGGGUCAAUGGCCGAUGCUAUCAAUGGAAUUUGACAGUCUGGACGAUUAUCGCCUGGUAUUCUGGUCUGGAUCGCUCGAUGACUCAUCUAUGAUGCUGCAUAGCUAUCGACCUGAGGCCAAUAUCGAGCCUAUCAACUUUCACAAUGGCAUGGUUCUAUCGAGAGACAGAACUCGCUUGUUCUGUUGCACAGAGGAGGGCAAUUUCAGUGUGACCGAGUAUUCGGCUCCAAGAGGUGCCAAAACCUGGACUAAAGUCAGGCGACUACCGUCAACUUACAACGACCGUGUAGAAACCCUUCUGCAGCUGAAACUAGACAAGGCCGAAGAAAGUGUUCUGGGCAGUACGGCCAACGGAUUUGUGGUCUGGCAGGUGGCUUCCGAACGAGUGGUCGUGCUCAUUACUCACGGGUGUGCGCAAAUAUCCACGCGCAUGUUGCAGUCCAACUCAUGCAUGUUGUCCGCUGCUAACGACUAUGUGGUCGCAGGUGUCAGGAAAAACCUGUACGUAUGGACUCUGGACAAGGGCGAUCUUGUAAAAGUGCUUGAUGCGCACUUUGGACGAAUCAUCUCCUUGGAGGCGCUGACUGUCGGCAACUGGAACUCGGUGAUUACGUCAUCAAUCGACCGCACCGUCAAAGUGUGGAACAUCAACAAUAUCUUCGAGCAAGUGCACGUCAUCGACAGACAUGAAUUGCAGGUCGAUUCUAUCAGCAUUUGCCAGGCAUCAGGUAUAGCGGUAACAGUAACCCGUGGCUCAGUUGGCGUGUGGGAUCUGCAGAUAGGAAGGCUCAUCACUCAGUUGGCAGAUAGUCCUUUGGGCGCCAUUGUCACCCAUGCUCUCAUCACUCCCGACGGCAGAUACAUAAUAUCGUCGGAAUCAGGCAACGUGUUGGUGUGGAACCGACUGACAGAGCAGGUGAUCAGCAAGCAAGAACAGCCAGGCAUCAAACAGCUGACUUUCCUCGAGGAGUCUGGGUCGAAGAUUUUCGCCAUUUCAAGGCCAUCGGGCGCUGAAGGACAGUCCAAGGUCACUGCUACCGGCAUUGCUCGCACUAUUCCAGACGGUAACAAGCUGUUCUCGUUCGACUACCCUGUGAGGGCAGCAGCCGGCCUGGGCUUCAAGGAGGCAGUGGUGACCGCCGAUGGUGCCAGCAUAGUGGUGCUGGCGGCCGACAAGGGACACCGCGAAGCUGUGCAUGUGUUCAGUGCCAAGAAUGGUGCACUCCUGUCCAAGAUACCCAUCAAGAUACCUGGUGUCAAGGAAGUCUCGUUCCUGGUAGCCAUGCCGAACCGCGGUAAUCAUGUGGCUAUGGUCGACCUUGAGAAGUCCACCAUUUUGGAUUUGAAAACGAAACGGCCGGCAAGGGCGAUUCCACGAUGGGGUGGUAUUUGCACCAGAGAUGGAAAGUACGGCCUCUAUGCCCCUUCCAGGGGAGGACUUGAGUUGGUGGAGUUGAAGAAAGGUGCCACAGUGAAGACAUUCAUCCCGAAAGUGGCGGAAGGAGUCUUCACAGUGAUCUGCAUGUUUAACAAGACUGACGAAUAUGUUCUCUACUACCACAGCGGCAAGAAAACACUGCGAGUGUUCAGGACGGGUGACGCCGAGAUGAUAGCCAACUUCCGGGUGCAGGCGGAACUGAGUGCCGUGGAGAGUACGGAUGACGGACGGGCGAUCAUCCUGGGCACAGUAGACGGGUGCGUGUCGGUGCUGGCCAUAGCGGAUCCGGCCAAGCCUGAGAUGCGACAGUUUUUGGCCAAUCUGCCUUCACGCGAUGUCGAGUGGAAGAAGAAGCUCGAGCGACAGAGAGCGACCAAGCGUUUCCGAGCGGCCGGCUCUCUGGCCAAGCUGUGUGCCAAGCUCUAUGAUGACGUCAGUGGUGGCAGUGAGGAUCGUGACGACGAGGAAGCUGACUAUACACAGGACAACAUCAUCUCUACCAAUUAGACUAAACGCAGUACAGAGGCCGCACACUUCUUCAAGAUUAGAUUGAAUAGUCUUUUAUUUAUUUCGACUUUAUAAUUUAUAUUUUAUUUUAUUGACCGAGCGGAGUGAGGUCUAAGAAUCAAGUCGACGGUUUUGCAUUUCUAUUUAUGAUUAUA